UCCCGUCCGCCGUUUCCUUUCUCCCCCCCCUCCAGUCCUCUCCUGCCCCCCUAUCCUGCCCCUCUCUAUUUAUGAAAACGUCACUUCAAGUCCCUCCCUGUUUGAAUCUCAUUAGUUUCUUGUGUGUUUCUCCCUGUCAAUAAUCCCGAAUCCAGACUCUCUCUAUUUCCAUCCCUCUCUAUCUGUCAAUCAGCGCCGCCUUUGAACUGAAAACCACUCCGACCAACUUCAACUCCUCAAUCCGAGCGGCUCAGCUCCAUCUCCGGCUUCUUUUUCUGCCAAGAUUCCCCUCUUUUGAGUUUGUACUAACCGCCAGUGCUUGGAAAACGCCAAUACAGACCCUAAACUUAAACUCGGAUCCGGGAUCACUAAGAUCAAGGGUUUAAAACUUUGUGUUUUUGCCCCCAAAAUUGCUCGGGAAAAAUGCCGCAGCUCAACGGCGGUGGAGGGGACGAUUUGGGUGCGAACGAUGAAAUGAUUUCCUUCAAAGACGAAGGGGAACAGGAGGAAAAAAUUUCGGAGAACUCUUCUGCAGAAAGGGAUUUAGCAGACGUCAAAUCUUCUCUUGUAAACGAAUCAGAAACGAAUCAAAACAGCUCGUCAGAUUCAGAGGCGGAAAGACGGCCUCCGCCUAGAUCUGAAACUUUCAGAGACAAAACAAGAGAAAGUUUAGAGGAGGCUGCGAAGCGGCAAGAUGGAGGGCUGUUCAAGAGCCCACCGUACCCGGGCUAUCCGUUUAUAAUGAUCCCUGAUCUUACGAGCCCGUACCUCCCGAACGGAUCACUUUCUCCAACAGCACGCACAUACCUGCAGAUGAAAUGGCCGCUGCUCGAUGUCCAGGCCGGAGGCCUCCAGAGCAGGCAAGCGCUAAAAGACGCUCGCUCACCCUCGCCAGCACACAUCGUCGGGCCCUUCUGCUUGGAGCUGGCUGGACAGACAGAUCUCAGCCUACACCAAUUUCAGUUGUCUAAUAAGGUCCCAGUGGUCCAGCACCCUCACCAUGUGCACCCUCUCACCCCACUGAUCACGUACAGCAAUGAGCAUUUCACCCCCGGCAACCCACCCCCCCACUUACAGACAGACGUGGACCCCAAAACAGGUGAGAACCACGGCAGGGACACCACCAACACACCACCAACACACCACCAACACACAACACACACCACCCACGGAACGCCACGAACGGCUGUUCUGUUCUCUUGUCUUGCAGAACACAGGGAAUACUUCCCAAACCCUUGCCUCUCCCUCCCUCCAAUCACAGACCUGAGCGCGCCUAAGAAGUGUCGCGCCCGCAGCUUCGGCCUCGACCAGCAGAAUAACUGGUGUGGGCCCUGCAGGAGGAAAAAGAAGUGUAUCCGCUACAUCCAAGGCGAAGGUAGCUGCACGAGCCCCCACUCCUCUGAAGGAAGCUUACUGGACUCCCCGCCCUGUUCCCCUCCCUCCGCCCCCCCCAAACCGCAGGCUGAACAGAUGCAGCCUCUCUCACUGACUCUCAAGCCCCCGCUCCACCCGCUCCACAGCCUGCACCCCCACCCCCACCCCCACCCGCACCCCGGGGCCCCCCACCCGCUGGCCGCUCUGCUGGAGAGCCCCUCACACUCCGCCAAGCCCGCCGGCCGCACCCACAACGGCUCCGUGGAGCCCUCGGACGGCUCUCCCCCUCCAUCCUCGCGCACCUCCGGACCCUCGUCCUCCUCCUCGUCCUCGUCCUCCUCUUCCUCCUCCUCCUCUUCGUUGGCGAGAGGUGCGCUGCCAGGGUCGCUGUGCCCGCCCCUCACCUCCCUGUUGCCUAGCGCCAACUCAUCCCAGCCCUUGUCCCUGGUCACCAAGCCUCUGGACUAAUUCCACACACCCCCUCGACACACUCCUCUUCUCUUCUGACGGUUUUACAUUCAUCUUUUCUUUCUUGCUUUCUCUUGAAUCCUUCUUUUUCUUGGUUUUUUCCCUCUUUUCAUUGCUUGCGCCAAGAGGCUUUGGAUAUUAGAGAACUUUGUUAUUUUCUCUUUUUUAAUUAAUUAAUCAAACUUCAUUGGUCAAUAUUUGACCCUUCAUUAUCUUAAGAAAAGGAAUUCUAUAAUGUAAUGAGGAGAGGAAACAUACGAUGCAUUUGUAGAGUAUAGCGUCAAUCUGCCAAAAUUUGUAUGAUUUAGUUUUGUCUGUACAACAGAAAAAGAGUAGUUGUUAACCUAGUUGGGCAUAGACGUGUUUAAAACAGACCUAUAAAGCAUAAAGUAGGAGAUUUAAGAAAGGCACUCUUUUCUGAAAGAGCAGCCUGGUCUAUUUGUUUGUAUGAAAUACGAGCCAGCGAACCAAUCGUUUUACACCUCUUCAAAAGAUGGAGGGCACGAGGACCCUGGGGAGCUCUCUCCAGCAGAGGAUCCUCUUCCAGAGUUGUGUGAUGAUGGUGAUGAUAUUGAUGAUUAUGUUACUCUCUUGUUUAAAUGUACAGAAAUGUGGGGAAUGGGGGGCUGUGUUCAUAUGCAUUGUUCCAUUGCAUUGUUUAUUUUAUUUGACAUCUUUGGCUGUUUACCGGGGGGGUUCCAGGAAG
Alosa sapidissima (American shad) is the source of this 2548-nucleotide messenger RNA. RefSeq names its product transcription factor 7 like 2 (gene tcf7l2). The record is from RefSeq and is a predicted model, not a curated record. Gene Ontology annotation, cellular component: catenin-TCF7L2 complex; beta-catenin-TCF complex. NCBI's taxonomy places the organism in Eukaryota, Metazoa, Chordata, Actinopteri, Clupeiformes, Clupeidae. Gene Ontology annotation, molecular function: DNA-binding transcription factor activity, RNA polymerase II-specific; RNA polymerase II cis-regulatory region sequence-specific DNA binding. Gene Ontology annotation, biological process: regulation of transcription by RNA polymerase II; canonical Wnt signaling pathway.